AGGAUAAUAUGGUCAUUUCUCAUUAGAACUUCUGGGCGAAAAUAAAACGGAGGAAUCAAGGAUCAUCAUAAGACCCAUUCCCAACCUUAGAGACACCAGUCUCUCUCUCUCUCUCUCUCUCUCUCUCUCUCUCUCUCUCUCUCUCCAAAUAACGAAUUGCCAUAUGCUCAAGUCUUACAAGAGGAACCUGGCCGAGAAGCUUGUGUCCGCCAAGAAGGCAUGGAACAGCUUCACCGACUCACUGCUCCGUUCAGAACUCCUCCGCCGCGCUCAUCCCCAAAAACUCUCCAAAUCCAUAAAAAAGGCCUCCCUUCGCCUCCGCUCAGUACUCUGCCCCUCCUUCUCCCCCAAACGUCGCCGUUCUCUCCUGCACCGCCGCGGCCACCAGAAGGGCUCCUCCCUCAUAUACGUGGACCAGCUGUUCACAGAGCAUUCCUCCGCGCAGCAGCUGCAGCGUACUCGGAUGGGGAAUCAUAUUGAGGUCGAAGAAGAGACGGCAGCAAUAGCAGUGGGAAUUAAAAAGGGUAAGGAGGUGGGAGGAGGCGAUGGUCAACAGAAGAACAGGAUUGGGAGUUCCAGUAGUGUGGAAGAAGCGUGGAAGGCGGUUGUGGAUUCGAUGCCGCAACUGCGGGGAGUGGACGAGAGGGCGGAGGAAUUCAUUUCUAGGUUCCGGGAAGAGAUGAUGCUUCAGAGGCAGAAAUCAAUUCUUGAUUUCCAAGAAAUGCUGGCCCGCGGUGCCUAAUUUCUUACUGUUUGCUUGCUUCUACUACCCCUUCUCCAAUUCACUGUUUUUUUCUUAAUUAUUUUUAAAAAUUACAUACUCUGCUUUUCUUUUCAUGAAAUAGCUUAAUUGUAAAUCAAAUGAUGGGCUUGAUGAAGAUUCGAAGUGGGAGUAUUUUUCCUUUUCCUACUUUGAACUUUUCUUCUUCUUUUUGGGGUUUAUUGGGUGAGCACAGAGUGAUUUUAUAGGGAUUUAAUUGAUGUGGUUGUGAUGAGGAUUGAUUAUUUACUAAAUUGGUUGUGGACUCUUUUACGCUUGUAUCAGUAUGUUUGGGAUUUUAUAGUGUUGUGAUUUAUGAAUGAAAGAUCUUUGAAUUUGUGAUGCAA
This is a messenger RNA of Malania oleifera, 1107 nucleotides long. RefSeq lists its product as uncharacterized. Lineage: Eukaryota; Viridiplantae; Streptophyta; Magnoliopsida; Santalales; Ximeniaceae. The record is from RefSeq and is a predicted model, not a curated record. The transcript has a single exon. Bases 164 to 742 code for a protein of 192 amino acids.